AUGAAGCGACUGUUGACGCUGGCGACGGCGCUGGCGGCGGCGCUGGCCGUCGCGGUCGCCGCCCCCGCGGGCUCCGACGUUGCCCCCGAAGCCGCCCCGCAGCAGCGCCUCUUCCAGCCCGCGCUGCUGCACCAGCCCAAGCUCAAGUGGUGGCAGACCGGCAUCGUCUAUCAGAUCUACCCCGCGUCCUUCAAGGACAGCAACGAUGAUGGCAUCGGCGAUCUCAAAGGCAUCACCGAUAAACUGCAGUACCUUAAAGAUCUUGGCGUAGCUGCUCUGUGGUUGUCGCCGAUUUUCCAAUCUCCCAACAAGGACAUGGGGUACGAUAUCUCCGACUAUAAAGACAUCCAUCCCAACUACGGAAACCUCACCGACUUCGAGGAGAUGGUGAAAAAAGCACAUGAACUUGGACUCAAAGUUAUCCUUGACUUCGUUCCAAACCAUUCGAGUGACGAACACAGAUGGUUUAAAGAAGCUCUGAAAGGACCAGACAACCCGUACCACGAUUAUUAUAUAUGGCACGAGGGGAAAAUAGUCAAUGGAGAACGCCAGCCUCCCACCAACUGGGGAAGUGUAUUCGACGAAAUGAAAGAAGGUUCAGCUUGGAAGUGGGUGCCCUCUUUGAACAAGUACUACUACCGCACAUUUCAUGAGGGGCAGCCAGAUCUCAACUACACCAAUCCUGCUGUGGUAACCGAGAUGAAGGGUGUGGACGGUUUCCGCAUCGACGCCAUCCCUUACCUGUUCGAGGACCGCCUGAUGCGGGACAACGUGAAAGACGGCAACGAGCGCACAGAGAACCUGCCUGAGACCUACGACAUGGUGCGCCAGUGGCGCGAGGUGUUCGAUGAGGAGGGAGCACGCCUCGGCAAGGACUUAGUGAUGAUGCUAGAGGCAUACGCUACAGUUGAAGAAACAAUGAAAUACUAUGGUACGAAGGAUUUCCCUGCUGGCGAGAAGAACGUGGACGGCUUAAACAUGCUGGUUCUGCUGCUGCCGGGCACGGCCGUCACCUACUACGGCGAGGAACUGGGCAUGCUAGACAAUACGGAAUUGACCUUGAAAGACUGCAUGGACCCGCAGGCGUGCCCCUCGGGAGCCACAGAAGACUACUACAAGAAACACAGUCGUGACUUCGAGCGUACGCCUAUGCAGUGGAACAAGAACGACUAUGCAGGAUUUAGUAACGUGAAACCGUGGCUGCCAGUUCCUGAGAGUUACACCGACCGCAACGUUGACGUUGAGGAAAAAGAUGAAAGCAGCCAUCUCAACAUCUACAAAAAGCUAGUUAAGCUGAGGAACGAACCCGUGGUGCAAACUGGUACCUUGAAAGCAGAAGAUGUGGGAAACGUUGUUUCAUUUCUUAGACAAAACGAUACAUACAGCCUCCUUGUUCUGAUUAAUCUAAAGGAAACCUCGACAACUUUCAAUGUCAUUGACAUUUAUGGUUUCGUAGGAGAACUUAAAGAAAUAGUUUCUUCUAAUUUUCAAGACAAUACUCUAAAUCUCAAGAGCGUUAGCCUAAAUGGCAACGCCGCAGUGGUGUUGGGUGGACCGCGAUUCCAAUGGUGGCAAACUGGUAUUGUCUAUCAAAUUUAUCCUCGUUCCUUCAAAGACAGUGGCGAAGACGGAAAUGGAGAUAUUCCUGGUAUUACUGCAAAAUUAGAUUACCUAAAAGACCUAGGAGUUCAAACUAUUUGGUUGUCUCCCAUCUACAAGUCUCCAGACUACGAUAUGGGUUACGAUAUAAGUGACUUCAAAGAUAUUCACGAUGACUUCGGAACUAUGACCGACUUCAGGGCGAUGGUGAAGAAGGCUCAUGAUCUAGGUUUGAAGGUUGUGCUAGAUUUUGUGCCCAACCAUUCCAGUUCUGACCAUCCGUGGUUCAAAGCAGCACUAAAAAAGGAUGAGAAAUAUUUAAAUUAUUAUGUCUGGAGACCUGGGAAAGCAGAUAAUCAGCCUCCAAACAACUGGAGAAGUGUGUUUGCCAGCCAAAAAGAAGGUUCGGCUUGGACGUACAGUAAAGAAGUUGGACAGCACUAUCUUCAUCAGUUCCAUGAACAUCAGCCCGAUUUGAAUUUCAACAAUCCUGAAGUUGUUCAAGAAAUGAAGGAUGUGCUCAAAUUCUGGGUCGAUGAAGGAGUAGAUGGGUUCCGAGUGGAUGCUAUUACUCAUCUCUUCGAAGACGAUCAGUUUAGGGAUAACGAUGACAAAAACAACUAUUUAACAAAUCAAGCUAAGACAUACGAAAUGGUGCAAGAGUGGCGAGAAUUUCUCGACAACCUGGGGAAAGCUAAAGGCAAGGAAUUGGUAUUGAUGCUGGAAGCAUCAGCGGAUGGUGACGAUCUCACGAAAUACUUUGGCACGGCCGACAAACCUGGAGGGCACUUCCCAUUCAAUUUCAAGUUGAUUCACGAUUUGGGAGACAAAUACAAUGAUCCAGAAAAAGACGUUUCUGCAAAGGACGUAGUUGACGCCAUUGAAAAGUGGACAAGUUUAGUUCCAGAACAUGGAUGGUCAAACUGGGUGCUCGGCAACCACGACCAACACCGCGUGGCGUCCCGUGUUGGAAAGGAACUCACCGAUGCCAUGAACAUGCUCUUAACACUCCUGCCCGGGACGGCCAUUACUUACAAUGGCGAGGAAAUCGGCAUGUUGGACAACAGGGAACUGACGGUUGCGGAUUGCCAGGACAAAAUGGCGUGCCCUCAAGGACCCAAUUCCGACGAGGCCUACUUCCAAAAGGAGUCGCGUGAUUUUCAGAGGACGCCUUUCCACUGGGACUCCACCGAGAACGCAGGAUUCUGUGACGCAGGUAUUGAGCCAUGGCUACCCGUUCCUAAAGAUAUUGACCACAUUGACGUAAGAUCUGAGGAAAGUGUAAGAAAAAGUCAUUUGUUCAUUUACAAAAGGCUUGCAAAACUCCGAAACGAACCUGCAAUUCAGAGUGGAGAAUUCAGUAAAAUAAUUCUAAACGACAAUGUAUUAUGCAUUUCAAGGAAAAAUGAUAGCUACGCUUAUCUGCUACUCAUCAAUUUCGACAAACUACCACAAAUUGUGAACGUAGCCGAAAAACAUGAAGACGUGGGAGCUGUUAAGGAAACCAUCUCGUCUGAAACCCAAAACGUCAUUAAUAUUCAGUACAUGUUCUUAUUCAUUCUCUCUUUGUUGGGGAAAUCGGCGCUGGUGCUGGAGGGCGCGCUGCGCAAGAAGAGCACGGAGCCCGAGGACCUCAAGUGGUGGCAGAAGGGCAUCAUCUACCAGAUAUACCCACGCUCCUUCCAAGACUCGGACGGCGACGGAAUCGGCGACUUGCCUGGUAUUACUUCCCGUCUCCAGUACAUUCGAGAUCUGGGAGUAUCAGCUAUAUGGCUUUCUCCAAUUUUCUCUUCUCCUGAUUGGGAUAUGGGCUACGACAUCUCUGACUUCAAGAACAUCAACGACAUCUUUGGAACUCUUGGUGAUUUCGACGAAAUGCUUCAAGAAGCACACCGCUUGGGGUUAAAGGUGAUUCUGGAUUUCGUUCCCAAUCACUCGAGCGAUGAGCACGAGUGGUUCCAAAGGGCUGUACGCGAAGGAAAGAAUAGUGAUUAUUACAAUUACUACAUUUGGCAUGAAGGACAAAAUGACGGCGAAGAUCCACCCAACAACUGGGGAGGUGCUUUCACUCAAGAAGAGCCUGGAUCGGCCUGGUCAAAGUACAAAAAUCCUAUUACUGGCGCCGAAACUGAGUGGUAUCUACACCAAUUCCACCAGAAACAACCAGAUUUGAAUUAUAGGCAUCCUGCUUUGGUGCAAGCAAUGAAGGACGUGUUGAGUUUCUGGGUGCGCCGAGGAGUGGACGGAUUCCGUGUGGACGCCAUCAAUCACCUCGUGGAAGAUGAAGAAUUCCGAGACAACACGGGUUCAGACAGAGACAUGCAAGUUAACCAACCUCUCACCUACGAAAUAGUUAAACAAUGGCGAGAUGACCCUGAUGCUGGAAGUAUACGCUGAUCCAGAACCCCUGAUGAAAUACUUUGGCUCAGAACUGCGACCUGCCGGUGACUUUCCAUUCAACUUCUUUGUGAUUUCUCAGCUUAAUCUAGAAAAUUUAAGCGCUGCGAAGUUGCAGGAAGUUCUCAAGUUGUGGCUUGAUAACAAGCCUGAUUUCGGAUGGUCAAAUUGGGUGGUGGGUAACCACGACCAACAUCGGGUUGGCACUCGUCUUGGAAGUGAUCUCAUUGACGCCUACAAC
Gryllus bimaculatus (two-spotted cricket) is the source of this 4237-nucleotide messenger RNA. Lineage: Eukaryota; Metazoa; Arthropoda; Insecta; Orthoptera; Gryllidae. The record is from the annotation of a GenBank genome assembly.